Messenger RNA from Paecilomyces variotii, 1897 nucleotides. RefSeq lists its product as hypothetical. The transcript has 3 exons. Gene Ontology annotation, cellular component: mitochondrial matrix. The coding region runs from base 403 to 1803 and encodes 466 amino acids. Gene Ontology annotation, biological process: L-ornithine biosynthetic process; L-arginine biosynthetic process. The record is from RefSeq and is a predicted model, not a curated record. Gene Ontology annotation, molecular function: L-glutamate N-acetyltransferase activity, acting on acetyl-CoA as donor; L-glutamate N-acetyltransferase activity, acting on acetyl-L-ornithine as donor. NCBI's taxonomy places the organism in Eukaryota, Fungi, Ascomycota, Eurotiomycetes, Eurotiales, Thermoascaceae.
CAAGGAGGCGUCCAGCAGGUCAAACUGCCUUGGGGACGAUCUCGCGUCUUCCGGCGCGUUUUUCCGGCCCCGCGAUAUCGGCGAUCCCUCCGCUCUGGGGAAAAAAAGUGCCAUAAGAUAGCUUCGUGGAUACCGCCGUCUACUUGCUUCUUCUGGUCUUGUGGACGACUCAUGGCUAGUCUCUCCUUGACAAUCUCUUGCUGACCGGGAAUCUCGCAGCAGGAAGGGCGAAACGUUGGCACAAUUGACUGACUGGCGGAGAGAGACAGAGAGCUAAGAUCUCCGGCUUCCGUCCGAUUGUGAAUCAUAGCUAUAUCUUUCCAUUGAUUUCCCGAGCUUAGCUUGAGCCUGCAGACCAAUUGUCCCUACCCCAGCUUCCUGCCAUUGGCUCUUACCACGCCCAUGGUGAAGACAACAAGCUCGACGGCCACAAUGGCCGUCUUUGCCCGCAUGGCAAAGGGCCAGGUCCGCUAUUACUCUGCUCCAUUGGACAUGGUGAUCCCCGAAUCGAAGAAGAAGUAUAUUCCUACUUCAGGCACCUAUCCCAAGGGCUUCUCCGUCUCCGGAACGUACGUCGGCGUGAAGGCCUCGAAUACCAAGUUUCCGGACCUUGCCCUCAUCGCCUCGGACACACCUUGCUCUGCUGCCGCUGUGUUUACUACAAAUAAGUUCCAGGCUGCUCCGGUCCAGGUCAGCAAGGAGGUUCUGGAGAAGCGCCAGGGUCAGGGCAUUCGAUCUGUCGUUAUCAAUUCUGGCUGUGCCAAUGCGGUCACCGGUAGAGGAGGUUAUGAAGACGCUGUCAGCAUGGGAGCCACGGUUGACAAAUGCUAUGGUCUCAAUGAGCCAAGUACUUUGGUCAUGAGCACCGGUGUUAUUGGUCAGAGACUUCCCAUUGACAAGAUCCUCAACAAGAUCCCAACCGCGCACUCCAAUCUGUCCUCGACUCACGAUGCCUGGCUCAGCACUGCCCGCGCCAUCUGCACCACCGAUACCUUCCCCAAGCUCCUCUCCCGAACGUUCACUCUGCCGUCCUCCCCCGGUCGAACCUACAGUCUGGCCGGCAUGACCAAGGGUGCCGGUAUGAUCCACCCGAACAUGGCUACUCUGCUAGGCGUCCUCUGCACCGACGCCCCCAUCGUCCCUUCCGCGCUGAAGUCCCUCCUCUCGCACGCCGUCUCCCGAUCCUUCAACUCGAUCUCCGUCGACGGCGACACCAGCACCAACGACACCGUCGCCCUCCUCGCCAACGGCCGCGGCGGCGGCGCUCCCAUCAACUCCACCUCCUCAGACGACUACGCCGCCAUGCAGGAGAUCCUGACCUCGUUCGCGCAGUCUCUCUCCCAGCUCGUCGUCCGUGACGGCGAAGGCGCCACAAAGUUCGUCACCGUCCGCAUCCAGAACUCUCCCGACUAUGAAUCCGCUCGGAUCAUCGCAUCCACCAUCGCCCGGUCCCCACUCGUCAAAACGGCCCUCUACGGCCGCGAUGCUAACUGGGGCCGUAUUCUAUGUGCGAUUGGAUACGCGCAGGGCGUUGCCCCCGGUACUGUUAUCCCGGAGCGCACCAGUGUUAGUUUCAAGCCCGUUGACGGAAGUCCGAUCCUGAAGCUGCUUGUGAAUGGAGAGCCUGAGACCGUGGACGAGGCGCGCGCCAGUGCUAUUUUGCAGGCGGAGGAUCUGGAGAUUGUUGUUGACCUGGGUGGUGGUGAGAAGGGUGAUCAGGGCCGAGGUGGUGAGGAGGCGGUUUACUGGUUCUGCGAUUUUAGUCAUGAGUAUGUGACUAUCAAUGGCGAUUACAGAACUUAAAAUGUUACGUUGGAGAGAAUAGAAAGGCAGCCUGUUUUAUACCCGCGCCUGAAAUCGUUUGUGGAUAUUACUACUAGAAAGAAUAUAAAUAAAG